Molecule: messenger RNA, 946 nt
Organism: Acyrthosiphon pisum (pea aphid)
Lineage: Eukaryota; Metazoa; Arthropoda; Insecta; Hemiptera; Aphididae
Exons: 1
Coding region: 554-946 (130 amino acids)
Source: RefSeq, a predicted model, not a curated record
GGGUACAUAAAUGUAUUUAUAUAUUUGAAGGGGUCUUUUUACCUUCAGAAAUCAAUAAUAAAAUUGCAAUUUUUCGUCAUACAUUUUAAAUAUAUUGCUGUUGAAAGAAUCACAUCUGUAGGCUAUUAAUGCUUGGAUUUUAUGAUAUUUAAAUGAUAUUAUAGCGGUACUGGAUGACUUUUGGCACACACUGUACGAAGGAAAUUAAGCAAUAAAUCAGGUUGUUGUGAUCGUUCGACAACCCAUUGCAUUACCCUAACAAAUUUAGACCUGGCCAAUUACACGAUACCAGCAGACGUUUGGAUAUAAAAACGAUAUGCACACCGAUCCAAAUAUCAGUCAAUCAGCUGUAUUACACUCUGUAGUCUGUACCUAUAUUAUAUACUAUAAUCGCGGCAGAAAUACAUACAUCCACACACAUACACACACAUAUAUAUAAAUAUACCAACUCAUUAGACGAAAAAAUUUCGAGUGGCGACUGCGAGAGAUCCACCGAGAAGCAGCAGUUUUCGAAAUAUAGGAUAAUAACUCCACCACCAACACCAACAAUAAUAUGUUUCUGUCGUACGCCGCCGUGGCCGUGUUUGCUUUUGCGAUUCUGUUGAAUAUUUUCUACCUGUACUCACCCGUCGAAUCAGCCGGAACCGGCUUUAUGUACCCGUUGUGCGAGGAUUGUCUGAAGUCGGAGUGCCACGUCAAAAGUCAAAGGCCUUGCAUGACCAGAUACGACCCUCAGUACAAUUUCACAUGUUACACGUGUGACCCCCAAGAUGGCAACCAACAGUUCUAUUCCGAAGAUGAAUGCAAGAAGGGCUGCACGGACGCGUUGAAAAUGUGCAUUUGUGACGCAUCGUGUUACAUGUGCAUCGUAAAAGAAGGCGCCGAUUUGAGUAAAUACAUGAAAUGCACCGUACCAGAACAGGAGGAGCAACCAACGUGCGUGUAA